Messenger RNA from Drosophila kikkawai, 930 nucleotides. RefSeq names its product syntaxin 8 (gene Syx8). The record is from RefSeq and is a predicted model, not a curated record. Lineage: Eukaryota; Metazoa; Arthropoda; Insecta; Diptera; Drosophilidae. Gene Ontology annotation, cellular component: endomembrane system; membrane; SNARE complex. Gene Ontology annotation, biological process: vesicle fusion; intracellular protein transport. Gene Ontology annotation, molecular function: SNARE binding; SNAP receptor activity.
AGCCAUCAGCUGUUGUUGUUCUGCUGAAUGUUUUUGUUGUCUGGCUUCUCUUUGAGGCGUAGUUUUUUGUUUUUUAUUUUAAAUAAUUGCAUUACUCAUAGUUUAAAACGAACAAAUGGCGCUGGUGGAUCACGACUCCUGGGACAUUGAGUACGAGGGAUGCGAGAGGCUGCGCCACCAGCUGCUAGUGCAGUUGAACCAGCGCCAGCAGCUCGGCCCCAAGGAGAGCCAGUACGUCCAGUUGUCGGCCAGCAUACGGUCCGGGCUGGAGCAGCUGGGCCAAGAUAUGAAGCACCUCAAGGUGGUGCUGGACAAUGCCAUCACCUGGGAAACCAGCCCCGAGGAGGAGCUCCAGCAGCGCCGCAUCGACUACGACCGACUCACGUCCCAGCUGCGUGGAAUCCGUGAGAAGUUUGCCAAUAGCACUCGUUCUGAUGUGCGAAACGCUGUAGCCACCACCAGCUCCGGCUCGGCCUGGCAAGAUCAGGAUCUUCGGCCGGGACAGGCACCGGCACCCAUGGACGCUGAGGCGCUGAAGCAGCGGAAGAUGGAGAUGCUUGCGCAACAGGAUCAGGGCCUAGAGGCUCUCUCGGUUACCCUCUCGCGACAGCGGGAGCUGGCCACCCAGCUGGGCAACGAAGUGGAGGACCAAAACAACAUCCUGGACAACCUGGCCAAUGCCAUGGACCGCGUAGAGUCGGGCGUGCAGCGGGAGACGCAGAGUAUCGGUCAGGUGAACCGGCGAGACAGCACCUGGGGCUACUGGCUGGUCAUCAUCGCCCUGUUCGUGGCUAUUAUCGUGGUGGUCUUCGUGUAGUGCUCAUUCCAGUUGUUAUGCUUCCCAUCUAUAUCUAUGUCUGUUCUGUAGUUAUCCCAAAGUACCCAUCAGAGUAUUUAUACAUUAAUUAAAUAGGAUUUAUAAGUAUCUAA